UGCCGCGGAGUUGGAGCGGGGCCGGCGCCGCGGCCGCUUCUGCUGGCUGAACUGCUGCCGCCGCCGGGUGGACUGGCGGGCGGACGCGCAAAGCCAGGGCGGGCGCGACGGGGCGCGGCGGGGCGGACCGGCCCCGAUGAGGCGCAAAGAGAAGCGGCUCCUGCAGGCGGUGGCGCUGGCUCUGGCGGCCCUGGUCCUCCUGCCCAACGUGGGGCUCUGGGCUCUGUACCGCGAGCGGCAGCCCGACGGUAGCCCUGGGGGGUCGGGGUUGGCAGCGGCCCCCGUGGCGGUACAGGACUCAAACAGUCGACCAAAAAAGACGUUUUUCUUGGGAGAUGAGCAAAAGCUGAAGGACUGGCACGACAAGGAGGCCAUCAGGAGGGACGCGCAGCGCGUAGGAAAUGGAGAACAGGGGAAGCCUUACCCCAUGACCGAUGCCGAGAGAGUGGACCAGGCAUACCGAGAAAAUGGAUUUAACAUCUACGUCAGUGAUAAAAUCUCCCUGAAUCGCUCUCUCCCCGAUAUCCGGCACCCAAACUGCAACAGCAAGCACUACCUGGAGACACUCCCCAACACCAGCAUCAUCAUCCCUUUCCACAACGAAGGCUGGUCCUCACUGCUCCGCACUGUUCACAGUGUGCUCAACCGCUCACCCCCAGAACUGGUGGCGGAGAUCGUGUUGGUCGAUGACUUCAGUGAUCGAGAGCACCUGAAGAAGCCACUGGAGGACUACAUGGCCCUUUUCCCCAGUGUGAGGAUUCUCCGGACCAAAAAACGAGAAGGCCUGAUAAGGACCCGCAUGCUGGGGGCUUCAGCCGCUAUCGGAGACGUCAUCACAUUCUUAGACUCGCACUGUGAAGCCAAUGUCAACUGGCUCCCCCCUUUGCUCGACCGCAUUGCUCGGAACCGAAAGACCAUCGUGUGUCCAAUGAUUGACGUCAUCGACCAUGAUGACUUCCGGUAUGAGACACAGGCUGGGGACGCCAUGCGAGGUGCCUUCGACUGGGAGAUGUAUUACAAGCGAAUCCCCAUCCCUCCAGAGCUGCAGAAGGCUGACCCCAGUGACCCAUUUGAGUCUCCUGUGAUGGCUGGAGGGCUGUUUGCUGUGGACCGGAAGUGGUUCUGGGAAUUGGGCGGAUAUGACCCUGGCUUGGAGAUCUGGGGAGGGGAGCAGUAUGAGAUCUCCUUCAAGGUGUGGAUGUGUGGGGGCCGUAUGGAGGACAUCCCCUGCUCCAGGGUGGGCCACAUCUACAGGAAGUAUGUGCCCUACAAGGUCCCUGCUGGAGUCAGCCUGGCCCGGAACCUGAAGCGAGUGGCAGAGGUGUGGAUGGAUGAGUACGCAGAAUACAUAUACCAGCGCAGACCAGAGUACCGCCACCUCUCAUCUGGGGAUGUCGUGGCUCAGAAAAAGCUCCGAGUGUCCCUCAACUGCAAGAGUUUCAAGUGGUUCAUGACCAAGAUUGCCUGGGACCUGCCCAAGUUCUAUCCACCUGUAGAGCCCCCAGCUGCAGCGUGGGGGGAGAUUCGCAAUGUAGGCACAGGACUGUGCACAGACACAAAGCUCGGCACGUUGGGCUCACCACUGAGGCUCGAGACCUGUAUUCGGGGCCGUGGGGAGGCUGCCUGGAACAGCAUGCAGGUGUUCACGUUCACCUGGAAGGAGGACAUCCGGCCUGGAGACCCUCAGCACACCAAGAAGCUCUGCUUCGACGCUGUCUCCCACACUAGCCCAGUCACCCUCUACGACUGCCACAGCAUGAAGGGCAACCAGCUGUGGAAGUACCGAAAGGACAAGACCCUGUACCACCCUGUGAGUGGCAGCUGCAUGGACUGCAGUGAAAGUGACCACAGGAUCUUCAUGAACACCUGCAACCCCUCCUCCCUCACCCAGCAGUGGCUCUUCGAACAUACCAACUCUACUGUCUUAGAAAAGUUCAACAGAAACUGAAUCCUCAGACCUCCUUAACAAGCCCCUCAGGUUGCUAUGGAGCUUGCAAACCUUCCUCCUGUGGGAGAAGGGGACCUGUGGGCACCAAGGUGCUGAGCCAAAUGGCUUGGGACAGAGGUCCUUGAAGCACUUGUGUGGAGGGGCCAGAGGAAGAACAGAUGGCACAAACAGCUCUACAGGAAGGCAGAGCUCCUCAGCUAUCAACAUGUCCCCUAAGUGUUUGGAAUACCUGGGUAGCCUCAGGCCAGAAAAUUAGUCCUGGGAGGUUGCCCAGUCCUCGGGCUGCUCCCAGACAUGACAGCGCCCUAGAAAGAAAGGCGGAAUCGGCCUUCGGGCAGCUUUUAAGCCUAUGUGCCAGCCACUGGCAAGGCAGUUUGCCUGUGCUGGGGGUCACUGCCAAUCCUGCCCAGCUUCUGUGUUGGUGCAGGACAGUGAGAGCCCACUGCGACCUCAGAGUGUUCCAUAACUAGCCCUGGCCAGCAGUUAGGUGUAAAGGAUGCCCCCCCCCCCGGCUUUCUGGGUAUUUCAGAUACCCAUUCUAGCUUCAGGGCUGUCUGGGCACUAGGUAGGAUUUGGGGGCUAGUUCAGCCCCAGACCUCCAGACUGAAGAGCUUCCAGCCCAUGCUUCCAAAGCCCUUUCUCUGUGUCUCUCCUUGGCAGCUCCUUGCCUCAGAGAGAAAAGGGUGCUCCCCUCCAGAGUCCCAUGGGGGCAGCAUCCCCCAGAUAAUGACCGUUGUGAUUCUAAACUCACAGAACCCUGGAGUUUCUUAAAAGUGCUGUGGUUCUGUCAAAAGCCAAGGUGAACCAUGGGGUGUGUGAGCAUACAAUGCAAUCAGCCAAGGGUCAGGCAACCACUGACCCAAGCCCACAUAUGACCCUAGCGAUGGAAGCUGCAGCCUUGUUAACCAUGAGGACCUCAUGAGCUGUUAUCCCCUACCAGAUCACCCCACCCCCGUGUUAGGACCCCAGGGGGCCUCAAACAAAAACUCACCCUCUAAGGAUUGGGUCACUUGAUCAUGUUACCUACCAGUGAAGUAACUGAUACGUGGUUCUGGGGACAGAGCUCUGCCAUAGAGAAUCUGGUACUGAGGUCAGCAAGCCCCCAGGUUGGCCAAGUGGCUGGCGUAGAGCCACCUCCAUGCAGCCCUGUGCUGUCCCUGCUCACUUGUGGAUUCCUAGUGUCCUUUUCCAUAUGAACAUUCUACCUUACAAAUGGCCAGCUAGGAAGGUAUCAAAACGGGGCAGAUGGGUGUCUAGAAUCCAGUGGGGAUGUGGGUUGCAACCAAGGGGAGUCAAGUCCUCAGAGAGCAAUGCGGCCUCAUUACAAUAAAAACUGUGCCUUUUACAAAGAGAAAAUGCAACCGAGCAGCCGAUUCCCUAAACUUGAACCACUUGCUAGUGCCUUGCUAGACAAACAAACAGGGGCGGGUGGAGGAGGGGCGCUUGUGCAGGUCCCGUGGUCUGAGUGCGUGUCUUUAUGUCUGACUCAAGCAGGAGGUGCUAGGCUUAAAGCAGAACCUGAGAUCCAGAGGCCUGAAACGGGGGCAACUCCUACCAGUGCAGGAGCCCUCCCAGGGACAGGAUGGCCUGCAAGUUCUAGGAACCUGGCAGCCCUGUGUAGGGGGAAUGCCAGCCCCGAGAAGUGCUCUGCCUGUCCCUCACUAUGACCAGCUGGAUUUCCACGUGAUGUCAAGCCAAGCAGAUGGUUAAGGCAGGGGCAGCCACAAGCCAUCCUCAGCCUCACUCGCUCGCCCACUCCCUCACUUCAUUCAUUCAUUCUCAUCUGGUUCAUCUCUCUUCUCAGGCGGCCACUUCCUCUGAGCUCACCUCGGCAUUUGUGACCGCUGGACUCUGUCUGAUCUUAGGGCGUAAGACUUGAGGAGGAUAUGUCACAGGAAGGACCAGGUUGGUUUUGGUGGCUGGCUGCAAAUGCUUGAUUUCCACCUUGUUUUGAUGUCAGGUGUGGACAGCCUUAUCUCAAAGAGUCAGGUUUCCACUCAGCUGGUAGUCCACACAGGCACAAGGACCUGUGGACAUGCCACUGGCCAAGUGACAGGCCAGGCAGCUGGCCCCUUUUCCCCCAACACUUCAUUCAGAGGCCUAGAUCACAAAACAAGAUGAGGUUGGAAAGGCAGCCUCCCCCACAACCCCUCCACCCAGAAGAUUCCAGAAGCAUUUUUGGAAUGUGAAGUGUCCUUGCUGUGAGGCUAAGGCCUCUGUGUGGCAAGCUGUCUUACCCUCUCCUGCCAACUGGAACUUCUGGCUUUGAAAGCAGCCGGGAAUGAUAGGUCUUCUCUUGAGGCAGCAGGCGGGCUAGUGGCUCUCCAAACUCAGCAUCAUGGUACCUCUUCAGACCUUCCUGUCACUCUUGUUCCUGUGCAUAGAUGAGAAGCACAGUCUCUUGGCUUUGGCAGUCUUCCAGAUUAGGCAGAAUACAUUCAGUGCCCAGGAGGCAUUGUGUUUGUAGUUUUCUAAAGACAGAGUGAAGGGGACAAAGUCAGAGCCCUGCUACCAACAUUGGGUGAGAGUGGUCCCAGGUUUAAAGAUUUUUAACAUGUUCCACUCUGCUCUGUGACUGGCUAGAAGACCCGGUCCCCAGGGGAGGGACUGCAAGCAGGGAAGCUGGGAAAUGAGACAGGGAUUCCAUGGGGAAAGCCCAAAACUGCUCAUCCCUCCUGCCUAGAAGAGUGAGCCUUGUGAAGGACAACUUACCAUGUUCAGUUGUGACUGUGAUUUUCAAUAAACCUCCAGACUUUCUUGAAAA
Molecule: messenger RNA, 4712 nt
Organism: Phodopus roborovskii (desert hamster)
Lineage: Eukaryota; Metazoa; Chordata; Mammalia; Rodentia; Cricetidae
Gene: Galnt10
Product: polypeptide N-acetylgalactosaminyltransferase 10
Exons: 12
Coding region: 137-1948 (603 amino acids)
Cellular component (GO): Golgi apparatus
Source: RefSeq, a predicted model, not a curated record